UCGUAUGGCACAUUUGUUUCUGGAUGGAUUUCCCAUGGAGCUCCUAGAUGGAGACGCUGGAUGCAUUCCCAUUGACUGGGUCACAGACGUGUUCGAAGAAGUAAAUAACAUUCUGUUAGGUGAAGUAAACAACAUUCUGAAACGAGACCCCCGCAUAUUUGUGCUGUCUGUGCUGGGCGUGCAGAGCUCAGGGAAGUCCACGCUGCUCAACACCAUGUUUGGGCUGCAGUUCGCAGUGAGUUCUGGUCGCUGUACACGCGGCGCAUUCAUGCAGCUCCUCCGCAUUGACAAUGAAUUAACAGAAGAGCUCGGGUUUGAGUUCAUCCUGGUGAUCGACACAGAAGGGUUAAAAGCACUUGAGCUGGCAACACUCGAAAACAGCUAUGAGCAUGACAAUGAGCUAGCAACACUGGGUAUUGGGAUCGGCAAUGCUACUAUUCUUAAUGUCAAGAUGGAAAAUGCAGAAGAAAUGAAAGACAUUCUGCAGAUUGUUGUUCACGCUUUUUUGAGAAUGACUGAAGGUGGAAAGAAACCCAGCUGCGUGUUUGUUCAUCAGAAUAGUGGAGGCGUCUCUGCUCAUGAGAAGAAUAAACAGGACCAGGAACGUCUUCUUCAGAUACUGAACGAGAUGACUGAGGCAGCUGCAAAAAUGGAAGAAAAAUCGAUGUAUUAUAAACGCUUCACUGAUGUUAUAGAUUAUGAUGCAGAAAACGACAAAUGGUACAUCCCUGGACUCCGGGCUGGUGGUUCAUAUAUGGCUCGGGUCAAUUGUACAUAUAGUGAUGAGGUAUGGAAACUAAAAAAACACCUCCUAGAAAAAUGCAAAAAAAACGCAAAGUUGGGAAACAUUUACACGUUUCCAGAAAUCAGUGGAUGGAUAAAGACGAUGUGGACUGCAAUGAAAAAAGAAACAUACGUCUUCCAUUUCCGGAACUUUCUUGUUCUUGAAGCAUACAACAUGUUAUGCUCUGCAUAUACAGGAUGGGAAUUAAAUCUUCGUAUGAAUAUGAUUUCCUGGAUGCAAAAUGUGUCCAAUAAAGUAAAGCGUAACCAAGAAGUGGCUGAUUUGUUAGAAAAACUAAAAUCUAAUCUCAUAAAAGACAUGGUCAUGAAAUUUGACUUUCUUCAAGUUGUGGGACCCCACACUCUUGAAAACCCAGACAAGAUCAAAGAGUUUAAAAAAGAAGUUUGUGAAGGAAUUAAGCGAGUGAGCUCCGAAAUUAUGAAAGAUUUGUGUGGCUUGGAAAACCUUAACACGUUAUUGGAUGAAAUGCCAGUGAAGCCACAUGAAGAGAUAUUCAAGACUGUGUCUGGCUGUGGGCAACUUUGUCCCUUGUGCAAGGCCCCUUGUGACCGUGGCGGCAGUGCUCACAGGGAGCACGGGGCAGCGAUGCAUUACCCUCAAGGGCUGUGCGGCAGGAAGUGUAGUGACGGAACUCUGAUCGUCAAUGUAUGCACAACGUCUGUGGCAAAGAGCAAAUACUCGUAUCUAGAAGCACACUCGUUCACUAACGAGGAUACUAAGGGAGAGUGGUAUGAGUACAGGAACUAUCGUGAAGUUAAUGACUAUUACAAAUCUUGGGACUUUCCACCCGGAGCCACCAAUUUGGAAGUUUGUUUUGUAUAA
Lethenteron reissneri (Far Eastern brook lamprey) is the source of this 1627-nucleotide messenger RNA. RefSeq names its product interferon-induced very large GTPase 1-like. Gene Ontology annotation, molecular function: GTP binding. Lineage: Eukaryota; Metazoa; Chordata; Hyperoartia; Petromyzontiformes; Petromyzontidae. The record is from RefSeq and is a predicted model, not a curated record.